Messenger RNA from Onychostruthus taczanowskii (white-rumped snowfinch), 2227 nucleotides. Its product is annotated as glycogen phosphorylase, muscle form-like. The record is from RefSeq and is a predicted model, not a curated record. Gene Ontology annotation, molecular function: glycogen phosphorylase activity; pyridoxal phosphate binding. Gene Ontology annotation, cellular component: cytoplasm. Lineage: Eukaryota; Metazoa; Chordata; Aves; Passeriformes; Passeridae. The transcript is spliced from 14 exons. Gene Ontology annotation, biological process: glycogen catabolic process.
CAUUUCUGUCGCCAUGUCGCGACCGCUGAGCGACGAGGACCGGCGGCGACAGAUCAGCGUGCGGGGCCUGGCGGGGCCCGAGAACGUGGGCGAGCUGAAGCGCAACUUCAACCGGCACCUGCACUUCACCCUCGUCAAGGAUCGCAAUGUCGCGACAUCGCGCGACUACUACAUGGCGCUGGCACACACCGUGCGCGACCACCUGGUGGGGCGCUGGCUGCGGACACAGCAGUACUACUACGAGAAAGACCCCAAGGUGGGGGUUUGGGGGGGUCCUGGAGGGGUCUGGGGGCUGCACAGCCAGCAGUGCCAUAAUGAGGAAGAGUCCGAAAUGGGGGUUGGGGAGUCCUGGGGGAUUUUGGGGGUCCUGGAGGGGGCUCAUCCAGUCCCCCUGGAGAUUUUGGGGGGUGGCGCUUUUGGGGUUCCCUCCCUGUGGAUGUGAACAUCGAGGGGGAGUUGGGGGGGGUCUCUGGGCGGGUUUAGGGGUGGGGGUCUCAGGUGUUGCGCCCCCCCCCAGGUGGAGGAGGCCGAUGAUUGGCUGCGCUACGGGAACCCCUGGGAGAAGGCACGGCCCGAGUACACGAUCCCCGUGCGGUUCUACGGGCGCGUGGAGCACGGCCCCGAGGGAGCCAGGUGGCUGGACACGCAGGUGGUGCUGGCCCUGCCCUAUGACACACCUGUCCCCGGCUACCGCAACAACACGGUCAACACGCUGCGCCUGUGGUCAGCCCGCGCCCCCAACGACUUCAACCUCAAGGACUUCAAUGUCGGGGGGUACGUCCAGGCCGUGCUGGACCGAAACCUGGCCGAGAACAUCUCCCGAGUGCUGUACCCCAACGACAACUUUUUCGAGGGCAAGGAGCUGCGGCUGAAGCAGGAAUAUUUCGUGGUGGCCGCCACGCUCCACGACAUCGUCCGGCGCUUCAAAUCCGCCAAAUUCGGCAGCCGCGACCCCGUGCGGAAAUCCUUCGAGAGCUUCCCCGACAAGGUGGCGAUCCAGCUGAACGACACCCACCCCUCGCUGGCCAUCCCGGAGCUGAUGCGGAUCCUGGUGGACGAGGAGCACCUGGCAUGGGACCAGGCGUGGGACAUCACGGUGCGCACCUGCGCCUACACGAACCACACGGUGCUGCCCGAGGCGCUGGAGCGCUGGCCCGUUCACCUGCUGGAGUCGCUGCUGCCGCGGCACCUGCAGCUCAUCUACGAGAUCAACCAGCGCUUCCUCGACCGCGUGUACGCCCUGUUCCCCGGGGACCUGGACCGGCUGCGGCGGAUGUCGCUGGUGGAGGAGGGCGCGGUCAAGCGCGUCAACAUGGCGCACCUGUGCAUCGUGGGCGCGCACGCCGUCAACGGCGUGGCCGAGAUCCACUCCCAGAUCCUCAAGGACAGCGUGUUUAAGGAUUUCUACCAGCUGGAGCCCCACAAGUUCCAGAACAAAACCAACGGCAUCACCCCGAGGCGCUGGCUGGCGAUGUGCAACCCCGGCCUGGCCGAGGUCAUCGCGCAGCGCAUUGGGGAGGAUUUCGUGUCCGACCUGGACCAGCUGCGGCGGCUCCGGGAUUUCGUGGACGACGAGAGCUUCAUCCGGGACGUGGCCAACGUCAAGCAGGAGAACAAGGUGAAGUUCGCGGCGUACCUGGAGAAGGUGUCGGGGGUGCGGGUGAACCCCGCCUCGCUCUUCGACGUGCAGGUGAAGCGCAUCCACGAGUACAAGCGGCAGCUGCUGAACUGCCUGCACGUCAUCACCCUCUACAACCGGAUCAAGAAGGACCCCGGGAAACCUUUCGUGCCCCGAACCAUCAUGAUCGGGGGCAAGGCCGCCCCCGGGUACCACAUGGCCAAGAUGAUCAUCCGGCUGGUGACGGCCAUCGGCGACGUGGUCAACCAGGACCCAGCCGUGGGCGACCGCCUGCGGGUGCUGUUCCUGGAGAACUACCGGGUGUCGCUGGCCGAGAAGGUGAUCCCGGCUGCGGACCUGUCGGAGCAGAUCUCCACGGCGGGCACGGAGGCCUCGGGCACCGGGAACAUGAAGUUCAUGCUGAACGGGGCGCUGACCAUCGGCACCAUGGACGGCGCCAACGUGGAGAUGGCCGAGGAGGCGGGCGAGGAGAACCUCUUCAUCUUCGGCAUGAGGGUGCCCGACGUCGAGGAGCUCGACAGGAAGGGGUGCGGGGCCGGGCAGCGCUCAGCCCGAGUGACCGCGGCGGAGUGACCGGGGCGGAGUGAC